Messenger RNA from Parasteatoda tepidariorum (common house spider), 1505 nucleotides. It is a transcript of the gene Rtca, whose product is annotated as RNA 3'-terminal phosphate cyclase. NCBI's taxonomy places the organism in Eukaryota, Metazoa, Arthropoda, Arachnida, Araneae, Theridiidae. The record is from RefSeq and is a predicted model, not a curated record. Gene Ontology annotation, biological process: RNA processing. Gene Ontology annotation, cellular component: nucleus. Gene Ontology annotation, molecular function: RNA-3'-phosphate cyclase activity.
CAAAAUUUUCGAAAGCUACCAAGUGGAGCAAAAAUAAGCAGUCGAAACUGAUUCUAUUUAGAAACCAAAACAAAAGCUUUUUCACGUUUUAUAAAAUUUAAAAAUUUAAUCGCAUUUCUUCAAUUAAAGUUUUAAUUGACUAUGUCAGAUAUACUUGAAAUUGAUGGAAGUACACUUGAAGGAGGAGGUCAAAUUCUGAGAAUGUCUUUGGCCUUUAGUGUUUUGCUAAAAAAACCUAUUAGAGUAUUCAAUAUAAGAUCAGGAAGAAGCACUCCAGGUCUCAGACCUCAACACCUUGCUGGUGUCAAUCUUGUUCGUGAUUUGUGUAAUGGCCGCCUUGUAGGUAAUGCAGUCGGCUCAACUGAAAUAACAUUUCAUCCAAAUGACAUUAAAUGUGGGAAGUAUUCUGCUGAUCCUGGUACAGCAGGGAGUAUUAUGCUGUUAUUCCAAGUAUCAUUACCUUGCCUCCUCUAUGGACGUGGUCCUUCAGAAUUAGUAUUGAAAGGUGGUACAAAUGUUGAUAUGGCACCUCAAAUCGACCAUACUCUCAUGGUAUUUCAAUAAACUUUAGAAAAAAUGGGUAUCAAGUUCUCUUGUGAUAUCAUUAAACGGGGCUAUUAUCCCAAAGGCGGUGGAGAGAUACGUGUGAAAGUGUCUCCUCCAAGUUUACCAUUACAGCCCAUGGAACUGAUUCAUCGAGGAACCUUAGUAACUAUUCUGGGAAAAGCUUUUGUGGCUGGAGUACUUCCUGUGAAGAUGUCACAUGCAAUGGCUGAUGGUGCUAUGCAAUGCUUACAAAAACAGUAUCCAACUGCACAAAUAAAAAUUGAGAGAAUCAAAGAACCAUCUCAUUUAGCUGAAGGAAAUGGAAGUGGAAUCAUAAUUGUUGCUAAAAUGGACUCUGGCUGUUUGUUUGGAGGAUCAGCACUAGGAAAAAGAGGAGUUCAGGCAAGUGAAGUUGGUGAAAAGGCAGCAGAGGAAAUUGUUGCUGACACUAAAAGUGAAGCCUGUGUAGAUCGAUAUGUGCAAGACCAGUUGAUACUUUUUAUGGCAUUAGCAAAAGGUGUGUCAAGGAUUAAAAUUGGUAAACCAACCCUCCACACUGAGACUGCCAUCCACAUUGCUCAACUCAUGACAGAAGCGAAGUUCACCAUAGCCAAAGAUGAAAGUGGUUUAAAUUCUACAAUACAAUGUGAAGGCAUUGGUUUGAAUUAAUGACAAAAGAUUAUUUACGUGUAAAUAAUGUUGCAUAAUAAUUGUUGCUAUUUAAUAAAAUUGUAUGAAAACUUAUGUGAAAUAGUUUAUUUAAUUGCUGUUAAAAUUAGUCUUUCUUGUAGACAAAAUUAUUGAUUCUCAUCCAGUUAAGUUUCUACAAUACAAUACAAUGUGUAAAUUCUAUAAUACAAUGUGAUGGCAUUGAUUUGAAUUAAUGACAAUAGAUUGUUUAUGUGUAAAUAAUGCUGCAUAAUAAUUGUUGCUAUUUAAUAAAAUUGUAUGAAAACUUA